Molecule: messenger RNA, 1931 nt
Organism: Spodoptera littoralis (African cotton leafworm)
Lineage: Eukaryota; Metazoa; Arthropoda; Insecta; Lepidoptera; Noctuidae
Source: the annotation of a GenBank genome assembly
ACUUGUUUCAUUAAAAAAAUUAUGGUGUUACUUCCCACUCCUAAACUUAACUCCAUUUUUAUCGUUACUUUAUACGAGAAAGUAAAGAAAUGCGUGUCUAAUAUUUUUUCAUUAUAUGACGGAAUAAUUAGAUUUUUAAUUUUCAUACCCUGGCAACUAUCCUAUUAUAAUAACCUAAGACACCUCAUCAUCCUAGAAAUAAAUUACGGUUUCACUUAAAUAGUACAAGGUACUUAGAAGGACUAUUUUAUCACAUCUUAAACCUAUUUUUUAUUUUCUUUUCAUUACCUGUAGAUUCACCGUAUCUAAUAUCUACUUUCUCCUAUUUCCAGGCGGCGGCUGCAACUUCCCAGAAGGCUGGACGGGAGGCUGGUUCCAGUCGGGCAUACCAGGACUCAUCUACAUCAACUCCACCACCAUGCAGGGCAAGGGGGACUGCGCUGAAACAGACUCCAAUGAUAAGUUCUUGGUUUACGACAGGAACGAAGACUGCUACAGAUGUUUAGUCAUACAUGAAAAACACAAAUACGUACUACAGUAUAAAGAAACAUACUGCAGAGAGCGAGACUCUCUAUCAACAAUGUGUGAGUCCAUCACUGGGGACGCAGCCCUAUACUCCAUGUUCAGAAAGGAACCCCGGCCGCUCCCGGAGCCCUGUCCCUUCCAUCCAGCGCCGUUCACAUUUACUUACAGUCGUGGUUCAGGUGACUGCGCGAACCCACCGUCUCGUGCGGAGUCGUGCACGGAUGACUCGCGUCUGCUACUGCGGUACAUGGCCUGUCCUGAUGUGCCGGGCACUGAGAGCAACGUUGAGGAGCUGAUCUGCUUGGCCACAUGGAAGGAAGGCUCCACGCGGUACCUGGUGGGUCUUAUCUCACAAGUACAGAGGAGAAACUCUAUCUCCACUGACGAGGAUAUGUACAGCUGGGUGGUGGAACACCACAAGUGGUUCAGUCUGGACCACACGCACCAGUAUCAUUUUACCACCAAGAACGCCACGCUCAAGAUUAUGAAUGAAGACGGUUCGUUCGAGGAGAAGCGACUGGUGUGUCACUCUAUCCUGGAACAGAAGGACAAACAAUACGUCAAGCUGGUCGCGCAUCUCACUAGAGGAUGCAACCUCACUGUAUCCGAUGCGUUGUCCAAUGCUGGGCCGCUACACAGUCACGACGCUGCCGGCGAGGAGGUGGCGGAGAAGCCCGUGGAGUGCGUGAUGGGCCAGUACGACAGCGCCAGCGUCGGCUGCGGGGCCGCGCAGGACACCAUCGUCUUCCAGUCCGCCUGCACCAGCACCGCCUGGGGCUGGUGGUGGCGGGCGCCGCGCGGGGCUCGGCCCGCCCACACGCGCUCUGCUUCCUCUACACCAACUAUAUCGCCAAUGUACCUAUCCCUGUCGGGAGUGUCCCGGUCGUGUGACCGCGCCGUGCUGCCCGGCCUCGCGGGGGACAAGGCGUACAAUCUUACGCUCAAUGGUACGUGUGAGCAGAGUAGCAAGUACAACAGUCUAGCAGUGAAACUGUACCCAGCGUUAGUAGUUCUGCUGAUACCCCUAGCGAUUCUAGCGCGGUGAUACGCCGCCUACCGCUGAGGCGAGACGGGGCUCCCACUGCAAAGAGUUUAAAUAUUUUUCAGUUCAUUUUUUGUUUUUUUACUGAAGUCCCAUAUAUAUGUCAAUAAUAGAAUUAUAUGUUAUUUAACUGAAAUCCGUACUAUAGUAUAAAAUGUCUAGAUUUUUAUUCCGCCAAAUCUGAUUAGUCCGUCGUCAGUUAGGUAAUGGAAAAAUAUUAGACACGUAUUUUUUAUUUUGUCGUAUAAGAAAACAAUACUUAGAUAAAAUGAAUCAAAGUUUAGGAGUGGGAGGUAGCUACGUCAUUUUAGAGUAUAAAUUAUACUCAAAAGUGACGUCACGCGAUAUUUCAAAUCAAUACAUC